CCGAUGAUAGUGUAACGUUGUAGUAGGAGGCAUUUGAUUUUGGCAAAAUUUCCUCUCGUGAUUCGUGACCGCGUCUCGAGUCAACAUCGUCGUGUUUAUAACAGUAACACCGUCCCACGCAAGGAGGUCCACUUUCUCCCUAUCUUUCCCAUGACCUCCACCGCGCGCCUCAGACGACUCGGCACGGCCGUCGGAGCCGCCGUUGCCACCGCUUACGGUGGCUCAAUCAUCUUUCAUCCUCCGAUCUCUGCCAGUGAUCAUGGAGGUGGCCCUGCUCACCUUUCCGCCAUUCGGCAGAAGAUCCACGACCCCUACGCCGUUGUUCCCUCGAGAGACGUCCAGCAAUCGGCCUUGAUUGGUGCCAGCUCGGCCAAUCCUCUCGACAUACUUGUUAUUGGUGGUGGCGCCACGGGUUCCGGUGUAGCACUCGACGCUGUGACCCGAGGACUCCGCGUUGGUCUCGUUGAAAGAGAGGAUUUUUCUUCUGGAACUUCCUCCCGCUCCACUAAGCUCAUUCAUGGAGGUGUCCGCUACUUGGAGAAAGCUGUCUUUAAUCUUGACUAUGGGCAACUGAAAUUGGUAUUCCAUGCACUUGAGGAGCGUAAACAGGUUAUUGACAAUGCACCACACCUAUGCAAUGCCUUGCCUUGCAUGACACCAUGUUUUGACUGGUUUGAGGUAGUGUACUACUGGUUAGGAUUGAAAAUGUACGAUUUGGUCGCAGGAGCACGACUCUUGCAUUUAUCAAGAUAUUAUUCCGCAAAAGAAUCUUCUGAACUCUUCCCUACCCUAGCAAGGGAGGGGAAAGGUAGAAGCUUGAGGGGCACAGUAGUUUAUUAUGACGGGCAGAUGAAUGAUUCAAGACUUAAUGUCGGAUUGGCUUGUACUGCUGCAUUAGCUGGUGCAGCAGUGCUGAAUCAUGCAGAGGUUAUUUCCUUUCUGAAGGAUGAUGUUGGUGAGCGAAUAAUAGGUGCACGAAUCCGAGACAGCCUAUCUGGCAAAGAGUUUGAUACAUAUGCAAAAGUAAUCGUUAAUGCAGCUGGACCAUUUUGUGACUCUGUAAGAAAAUUAGCUGACAAGGAUGCACGAGCUAUGAUCUGUCCCAGCAGCGGUGUACAUAUUGUCCUCCCUGAUUACUAUUCUCCUGAAGGAAUGGGCUUAAUUGUUCCUAAAACUAAGGAUGGCCGUGUUGUUUUCAUGCUGCCAUGGCUAGGAAGAACUGUGGCUGGAACUACGGAUUCCAACACCACAAUUACUUUACUUCCAGAACCGCAUGAAGAUGAGAUACAAUUCAUUUUGGAUGCCAUCUCUGAUUACCUGAAUAUUAAAGUAAGACGGACAGAUGUGCUUUCUGCUUGGAGUGGAAUUCGCCCACUAGCAAUGGAUCCAUCAGCCAAAAAUACUGAGAGUAUUUCCAGGGAUCAUGUUGUCUGUGAGGAUUAUCCUGGUUUGGUUACUAUAACUGGUGGAAAGUGGACUACCUAUCGCAGCAUGGCAGAAGAUGCAGUUGACACAGCUAUUAAGUCUGGAAAGCUGAAUGCUGCUAGCAGAUGUUUGACCAGCAAUCUGCGUCUUGUUGGUGGUGAAGGUUGGGAUCCAGCACAUUUUACCAUUAUUGCACAACAAUACAUGCGCAUGAAAAGAACACAUAGUGGUAAAAUUGUUCCUGGAGUAAUGGACACUGCUUCAGCAAAGCACUUGUCUCAUGCAUAUGGAAUAUUAGCUGAACGUGUGGCUGCCAUAGCUCAGAUUUAUAAGAUCUUGAGCACCAAGCAUAACCAGUUGCAUGUCAGCACCAUUGAUUUAUUUGGUGUCACCGCCGGUUUGAUUUAGAAACUGUAGCUAUAACCAUUGAAAUGCUUGCAUUCCGAUAAACAUGUAUUGCCUUUUGCUUUGUAUUUUUUUGUUGGUUCAGUUCUCGUGUUAUAACUUAUAACCUUACGGUUCGCCUAGGUUUAGUUUGAAAUUCAUCUGAUGAUUUUUUUCAAGUUUGGUUGAGUUUGUCUCUUUUACUUCAUAAAUUGGGCAACAGUUACAGGUUUUGCCUGAAUGGCACUGUUUACAUGUCUCUUUUACUUCAUAAAUUGGGCAAAAAGUUACAUAUUUUGCAUGAAUGGUACUGCCUCUUCCUAUUAGGGAUGAGAUGAUGGUCUAAGUCAGAAACUCGUGUAGCUGAUCUUAUCACGCACGAAACAAGGCAUACAGCAUAGCCAUUUUCUUUAAAAUAGCUUUUGAUUCCGGUCAUUGUACUAUAUUAGUAUAUUUCUUAAAGUAUUCAUGUUGUAAAUGCGUGAUGUAGUAAGAAACUUUAUCUCACCUGCAUUCAAUAAUAAAUAUUUUUGCUGUAGUUGUACUUUAGAAUUUUAUCUUAUUUUCUUGCACUUGUGGCAUAGAUAUAAAAAAUUACCCCUUUUCUUAUUCGGGAUUGAGCUUCUACGUCUCAUAUUGAUAAAAUCUCUUUUGGAAUUAUUUUAUGAUUGUUGUGCUGGCGUGAAACUUCGCUACGUUUAAGGAUACCUGAAGUACUUGUAACUACAAUCUGAAUCAGCUUGCUGUAAAUUAUAAACAUGUGACAUUAUGUUAUAGAAGCUGAUCACAAUAUUGGGAUGUUGCGAGGUCAUUGGUCUACUUUAGUUGAAUUGAAGUUCAAAAGCCAAUGGUUUUAAUCAUGUCAUCUUGUAUUAUAUGAUAAAAUUAUCACCCUUAAUCAUGGUCUGUAAGUUUUGAUUAAUUUUAUGUUUUCAUCUUGCGGCUAAUUGUU
Prosopis cineraria is the source of this 2761-nucleotide messenger RNA. RefSeq names its product glycerol-3-phosphate dehydrogenase SDP6, mitochondrial. Bases 151 to 1833 code for a protein of 560 amino acids. Gene Ontology annotation, biological process: glycerol-3-phosphate metabolic process. The transcript has 6 exons. Gene Ontology annotation, cellular component: mitochondrion; glycerol-3-phosphate dehydrogenase (FAD) complex. NCBI's taxonomy places the organism in Eukaryota, Viridiplantae, Streptophyta, Magnoliopsida, Fabales, Fabaceae. Gene Ontology annotation, molecular function: glycerol-3-phosphate dehydrogenase (quinone) activity. The record is from RefSeq and is a predicted model, not a curated record.